Messenger RNA from Cannabis sativa, 2266 nucleotides. RefSeq lists its product as uncharacterized. The record is from RefSeq and is a predicted model, not a curated record. Bases 133 to 2139 code for a protein of 668 amino acids. The transcript has 3 exons. NCBI's taxonomy places the organism in Eukaryota, Viridiplantae, Streptophyta, Magnoliopsida, Rosales, Cannabaceae.
UUAUUCCUGAUCAACUUCUUUACUUAUAAGUUAUAACAUCAUUUUAUUCCGAAGUGAAAUUUACGCUUAAUAUAGAGGAGAUGAGACCGUAGUUAUGUCUAGUUUUGGUUCACCCCCCAACACACUUCAACAAUGGAUGCUGAACAUUGUAGAUGGCAGUUGGGCGGCUAUGAAAAGAUUAACAAUACCAAAUGUCGUAUAUGCAACGGUGAUAUUUUCGACUCUUUCUACGUCUGCUACCACUGCGACAGUUACGCCCAUGCUGAUUGUUACACAACAAUCAAAAAUCAUCCUUUUCAUCCUUCCGAGGAACUUAUAUUUCUUGCUAACGAAUCCUUCAUAUGCAACUGUUGUCAUACACAGAUGAGCAACAAACCUUGUUUCACAUGUAGGUAUCGCCAUAUCUUUUUGGAUGUCCAUUGUGCAAGAAUGCCACCUAUAACGAGUGAUGAUUUUGAUAACCAAGAUCACAUACAACAUUUCAGUCAUCCACAUCCGAUGCCACUUAUUCUCGCAACAGAAAAAGGCGGAUUAAGUCUAAGUGAAUGCUUUGCUUGUCGCUUGCCAUGCUUCGCGGGCAAAGCUUAUUAUGGUUGCAAACCCUGCAAGUAUUUUUUGCAUGAAUCAUGUGCAAAGUUGCCACUACAACUCGAAGGUGCGUCUUUUCACAAACAUCACGCUUUAUCCCUUCGUAUUGCGAAUCAAGAAUUCCUUGUAUGCACAUUAUGCUACAAGAGUGAUCUUGUUUUCGCUUACGAAUGUGGUCAGUGUGAAUUCCACUAUUGUGUGAAUUGUGUCACUUGCACAUCCAGGCAAACAGUAAAAUAUGAAUAUCAUGAUCAUCCUCUUUUUUUUCUCGACAAAAUUCACACUGGUCUGGUGGAAUGUGAUGAUUAUGAUUCUUAUUGUAAGAAUCCAAUUUUGGCUGAAUGUGAAGAAUUCAAGUAUACCAAUUCAUCUGUAUUUGGUUGUGAUCAAGAAUGUAAUUUUAAAGUUCAUUUGCUAUGUGGUCCAUUACCUAGCACUCUUAAAUAUGAAUAUCACAUACAUCCUCUUAUUUUGUUUGAUUUUGUUCUCAACAAUGAUUAUGGAGACUUUUACUGUGAUAUUUGUGAAAUGAAAAGAGAUCCACGAAUACGUGUAUACUUUUGUGAAGAUUGCAACUAUGUUGCUCAUGUUCACUGCCUUACAACUGAGAUUAUAAAUACAUUAAAGGGAGACCUUAAAGAUGUAAAGUUGAAGUCAGUAGGCAAUGAUCUUUGGAAAUUUCCUGAAGAAAUGAAUGGCAAUUUAAGAAUAGAAGAUAAAGAGCAGAGCAUAUCAUUGACUUUGAGGGAUCUCAUAUUAUUUAAAUUAACUGAAUCUGAGCAAUCCUCUCUUGGAAGUUGCUUUUGGUGGGAUGAAAAAGAUGAAAAUAAAGUGAGUAGAAGGAGAAUGACCCCUCAACUUGAAGAUAAAACAAUUGAUGAGGUUCUCAAAUUUUCCAACUUUACAGAAGCUCAGUUCAUGCACUUUAUUUUCAGAGAGUUUGAGAUUAACUUUGACAAGAACUUUGAUGAAAAGAAGAUGAAGAUUGAAUCAAGUGAUCUAGCAUUGAAAAUAGUUGAUUUUAAAGGUUAUUUCAUACCUUUAAAUCUUCUUUCUGUUUUCAAAACAUUACUUCACAAAUAUGGAGAUAUUGCUAAAGGGUUCAGUAAAUCAAAGGCAUACAAGAGCAUAUGCUAUUUCUUGGUAUGUAAAGUGAUGAAAGAGAUGCAUACUACUUUGAUCAUAGACAUCACCAAAGAUCUUCUUCAACGUUGGUUUAACUACAUCGUAUUUGCAGAAUUUUGGGGUUACUUUGAUGUGGAUUUUCUUGAGGCAUCUCUAAGGGAGAUCACAAGAGAUUUUUUCUAUCUCAAACUAACUCAAAUACUUGAAGUUGACAUUCCAACAAUCAUAAGGGGGAGGAUAAAAGAGGUACAGAAGAAGAUAGCUGAGGAACAAAUGAAGAUAGCAAAGGAACAAAACAAGAUGAUAGUGUAUAAAAAGUUUUGUGAAUCUACCUCAAAAAAAGGGUUUAUGAAGGAGGGUUUGAACAAAGUGAUGAAACAUAAGUGGAAGGUUGCAAGCAAAGUGGGUAAGUUGCACUUGGAUUGAUUCUCUUAUGCUUUGCAUCUUCCUACUCUUUAUUGAUGUAUUGAAUUGUAUUGUGUGUGAUUGUGUGAUGUUGAAUAAUUUGUAAUUUAUUUAAUGCAAAUGAAACCCUCAAAAAAUCGUUCCACUA